AUGAUUCUCGAGGCCGGGUGGGCCCGGCGGGGGAGCGGGCGCACGUGCACAGAGUCAGGGUCGGGCCUCGGGGCAGAGGUCGAGGCCGGGGCGGCGGACAAGGCGGGCUGGGCCUUCGGUCUGGGUCUGGAGAGACUCGCCAUGGUCCUCUACGGGAUCCCCGACAUCCGGCUGUUCUGGAGCCAGGACCCCCGCUUCCUCCGUCAGUUCAGGGUGGAGGACAUCCAGCAGCCCGUCUGCUUCCAGCUCAAUGGACCAAUCAUCAUGAGACUCCUCUCCAUCUCCGUGUCGGCGCUCCUCCCGUCCUCGCCCCGCCCUCUGCUCCCUCGCUGUUGCCUGGCAACCCUCCCCACCAAUGGCAGCUCGGGACUGUGCAGACGCCCGGGCACCGAAGGCCCCGCCCCCCGGCCCGUGAUUGGUCAGGAUUCUGUGGAGGUGUUGGGACGCUCCUACCCACGCGACGACUACACCAACGUCACAGCGAAGGUCCUGGACAAGGUCGGCCGCAACCUCCACAACCAAUCGCAUCAUCCGCUGUGGCUGAUCAAGGAGCGCAUCAAAGCGCACUUCUACAGUGCAUACGCUGGUUGCCGUGGCAACCCCCUCUUCUCUGUCCAUGACAACCUGAGCCCCGUGGUUACCGUGGAGCAGAACUUCGACAGCUUGCUGAUCCCGCCCGGCCACCCCAGCAGGAAGCCAGGAGACAACUACUACCUGAACAGGUACAAACACCCACAAUGCAUCUGUCUCCUGGUCGCACUGCAGAUUUCUCGCUUAAUCUGUAACCUCGGUAAUCAUUUUAGCGGCUGCGACUAA
Molecule: messenger RNA, 816 nt
Organism: Etheostoma cragini (Arkansas darter)
Lineage: Eukaryota; Metazoa; Chordata; Actinopteri; Perciformes; Percidae
Gene: fars2
Product: phenylalanyl-tRNA synthetase 2, mitochondrial
Exons: 5
Coding region: 1-816 (271 amino acids)
Biological process (GO): phenylalanyl-tRNA aminoacylation
Cellular component (GO): mitochondrion; cytoplasm
Molecular function (GO): ATP binding; phenylalanine-tRNA ligase activity; tRNA binding
Source: RefSeq, a predicted model, not a curated record